Phodopus roborovskii (desert hamster) is the source of this 1244-nucleotide messenger RNA. RefSeq names its product programmed cell death 2 (gene Pdcd2). The record is from RefSeq and is a predicted model, not a curated record. Bases 85 to 1119 code for a protein of 344 amino acids. NCBI's taxonomy places the organism in Eukaryota, Metazoa, Chordata, Mammalia, Rodentia, Cricetidae. The transcript is spliced from 6 exons. Gene Ontology annotation, cellular component: nucleus; cytoplasm.
CGGGUCCCAGCUAGCGAUCUGACCUCGCCUUCCGGUUCAGCACGGACCGACCCAAACACACCGACUCUUGCAGGGACGGACCCCAUGGCUGCAGGAGCGCCCGGGAUGGUGGAGCUGGGCUUCGCCGAGGAGGCACCGGCCUGGAGGCUGCGUAGCGAGCAGUUCCCCAGCAAAGUGGGCGGGCGGCCCGCGUGGCUCGGCCUGUCGGAGCUGCCGGGACCCGGGGCGCUGGCGUGCGCGCGCUGCGGCCGUCCGCUCGCCUUCCUGCUGCAGGUGUACGCGCCGCUGCCCGGCCGGGACGACGCCUUCCACCGCAGCCUUUUCCUCUUCUGCUGCCGCGAGCCGCCGUGCUGCGCCGGCCUGCGAGUUUUUCGGAAUCAGCUACCAAGGAAAAAUGCGUUUUACUCCUAUGAGCCACCUUCUGAGACAGGAGCUUCAGACACCGCGGAUUCUGUGUGCUUCCAGCUUAAGUCGGGAGCCCAUCUCUGCAGGGUGUGUGGCUGCCUGGGCCCUAAGAUGUGCUCUAGGUGUAAGCAGGCACAUUACUGCGGUAAGGAGCAUCAGACACUAGACUGGCGGCUGGGACACAAGCAGUCUUGUGCAGAGUCAGAUCAUUUAGACCAGACAGCCCCAGACCACAGCUUCCUGUUUCCAGAAUUUGAAAUUGUAACAGAAGCAGAAGAUGAGGUUAUACCUGAGGCUGUGGAAAUUAAAGAUUACUCUGAAGUCACAGAAAGCAUGGGGAGAAUACUUGAGGAAGAACUAGAUUCCAUGGCAAAGCAUGAAUCCAAGGAAGAUCACAUUUUCCAAAAGUUUAAAUCCAAAAUAGCCCUCGAACCAGAGCAGAUUCUCAGGUAUGGAAGAGGCAUUAAACCCCUCUGGAUUUCUGGAGAAAAUAUCCCUCAAGAAAAAGAUAUUCCAGAUUGCCCCUGUGGUGCCAAGAGGACAUUUGAAUUCCAGGUCAUGCCCCAGCUGUUGAACUACCUAAAGGCAGACAGACUGGACAGAAGCGUGGACUGGGGCAUCCUGGCAGUCUUUACCUGUGCUGACAGCUGUAGCCUGGGCAUUGGCUACACAGAGGAAUUUGUGUGGAAACAGGAUGUAACAGACACACCUUGAAAACUGUUGAAUUCUUUUUUUAAAGGGGGGGGGGUGGGGUUCAAGAUGGGUCUGUGUGUGUGGCUCUGGCUAUCCUGGAACUAGCUUCGUUCCAAGUGUUGGGAUUAAAGGCAUGCACUACCACU